Molecule: messenger RNA, 4836 nt
Organism: Homarus americanus (American lobster)
Lineage: Eukaryota; Metazoa; Arthropoda; Malacostraca; Decapoda; Nephropidae
Product: chondroitin sulfate N-acetylgalactosaminyltransferase 1-like
Exons: 11
Coding region: 242-1882 (546 amino acids)
Cellular component (GO): Golgi cisterna membrane
Molecular function (GO): glucuronosyl-N-acetylgalactosaminyl-proteoglycan 4-beta-N-acetylgalactosaminyltransferase activity
Source: RefSeq, a predicted model, not a curated record
UCCAACAGACGUUAACAAUCACAGGUGUGGUCCAACAGGUGUUAACAAUCACAGAUGUGGUCCAGCAGGUGUUAACAAUCACAGGUGUGGUCCAACAGGCGUUAACAAUCACAGGUGUGAUCUAGCAGGUGUCAGAGAGCAUCAAGACAAGCGGACAGUUGUCAUGGAAGAAGACGUAAUUUUCACCAUCAUCAAGAUCCUCAUUGCCGGCCUCUCUACACAGGCGGCGUGAUGCUGUGUGAUGCGGGUGAGAGGCGGUGGACGGCUGGGGCUCGCCCUGCUCUCCCUCACCACUCUCACUCUCCUGCUGCUCCAACACUGUCGCCUCUCCCUUCACCUGCACGGUGAGGAUGACUGCGCAAGUUGGGAGCGUCAGGUGGCAUGGAAAGAGGAAUACCAAGCGCACACACGCAAGUUACUCCUGCAGAUAGCACAACUCAAGGAGGAGCUAGCCAGAGAACAAGCCAACCGAGGUGAUUCAGAAUCGUCAGAGAGUCCAGCCGGGGUAGGAGUGGGGCCACCUCCACCUGUUAUCAGCUCCAACACCCACACCAAGAACAACAGUAAUGUGAUACUGGUGGAUGGGCCAUGUGGGGCCAUCAUACAGCACCAGGUGGCUCAGUCAGAGAUAACACAAGGGAUUCCACUUAACAAUGAAUAUGAGGUUGUGGCCUUCUCCCAUUUCACUUGGUCAAGAGUGUAUCCCUCAGAGCUUGGGCUGGGGAAGAGAGUGGUGGAAAAGCCAAUCGGUUUUAAACGCCGGGAUAUUGUUGCUUCUCUCACUGCAGCUCUUGAUCAUCUGAACACCCCUAUACCUGCCAGAUUUACUGUUGAUGAUUUUGUGGAAGGAAUGUAUCGCACUGUGCCCACCAGCGGGACCCACUAUGAGUUGUUGUUCCACGACCGCCACGCCAACCGUACCUCCCACCAGUACCGUACUGUCACCCUCUUGAGGCCCUUUGCACCACUUACUGUAGUUACCAAAGUGCAGCACAACACUAAACAGCUGAUAAACAUCAUCCUGCCACUAUCAGGAAGAACUGACACAUUCAGAGGAUUUAUGGACAAGCUUGUGACUAUCAUUCUACGCCAUGAUCGCCGAAUCUUCCUAACUGUUGUUUAUUUUGGUCAUGAAGGCUUGCAAGAAGUGAGAAACAUUAUUACUAAUGCUUCUAAAGAUGCCAAGUUUAGACACAUCAAAUUGCUCACCCUCAAUGAAACAUUUUCUAGAGGCAAAGCACUCCAGGUUGGAGCCACCCACUGGUCCAAGGGUGAUGUACUGUUGUUCAUGUGUGAUGUGGACGUUGUGUUCAGCACUCGUUUUUUGGAACGCUGUCGUCUGAAUGCUUCACCAGGCCAUUCCGUAUACUAUCCAGUUGUGUUUUCUUUGUACAAUCCCCAAAUGGUUUAUCCCCUCCAGGGCAAACCUGUACCUCAGGAACUGGACCAAUUGGUGAUUUCUCGAGACACAGGAUUCUGGCGUGACUUCGGCUAUGGAAUGACAUGCCAAUAUAGAUCAGAUUUUUUUAGUGUUCAAGGUUUUGAUGAAGAUAUUAUAGGCUGGGGUGGUGAAGACGUCUUAUUAUAUCGCAAAUAUGUUAAAUCUAGGCUCUCGGUGAUCCGUUCUACUGAUCCAGGGAUAUUCCACUUGUGGCAUCCUAAGGAAUGUUCAACUUCCCUCUCUGCUGACCAGUACCGUGCCUGCAUUACCUCACGCGCUCUUAACGAGGCCUCACAUGCUCACCUAGGCCUCAUUGCCUUCAAAGAUGACCUGGGGAAGCACCCCCUUGGAGCUGAAGCACUCACAGGCAGCAACACACUUGAAGAGCAACAGCUCAAAGCCGAGAUAAUCAAUAUCAACGAAGAGAGAACUCUAAACUGAUGUCAUGUAAUUAUAUCUAUAUAUUAUCCACAUUCAUCUGUUUGCUAAACAAACUGAAAAAUAAUUUGUUAAAUGCAAUGAGUAAAGCAGAUGUACACUUCCAUAAACACUCACGCACACACACAUCACCAUAUUAUACAGUACUACAGUACAUUCUUCUCUUUUUGUGGUUCUCCUUUAAAUAAUUGUCUUUUUUUUCCAUAAACCUCUCCUACCUCUCUUCUCCCUCUCUUUUUCUGUAUGAAAACUGAAUUUUAAGCUGCUCAUAAUGUAAGUGCUUUAUUAGGAUUGUUCGAAAGUAUUGUUAGUUUUAUCCUCAUGUCAACUAGUCAGUGCUGUAAUGUAAGGGUGUAGUUAUUGAUAGAAUUAUUUAAUUCCAUAUUGGAUGUUGUAGUAUGCUGUUCAACUCUUGUAAAAAAGAAAACAUGCUACUAGUGUGAUUGUCAUUUUCAGUUGAUGAAGAGACUAAUGUCUUGCUGGCAUAUGAUAUACAGUACUACUGUGUAUGUGAAUUCCCGUGAUUCCCAAUCAUUGGCAUUAUUGACUUCUCAUAUGUCUUUUGACAUUAACUCUGGACUGUACCCAUUUUGCUUAUGACAGAAUCUCACUUCAGGAUGUCAGAAUACUGUGCUAUACUUGCAUUAAUGGCCAAAAGAAGUUUAAUAUGUAUUCUUAGUCUAUAUUAAUAGUUACCAUAUUCUUGGGAGCAUGAAGAGGAUGUAUAAAUGUUGUCCCAGAUACAAAGACUUGGUUUAUAUACAGCAUUGUAACAUUGCCAUGUUGGUCUCCAUUUUACACCUCAUAGAUAGACAGACAACUACUGGUAAUAAAAGAAUUAAAGAGUAUAUACGGUAAUAUAUAAAGUGUAUUUGAAGACUAAUCUCACUUUACAUAUAAUCUUUCUGAAUGAAAAAUUAACUUUGAACUGUCUACCAAAAUAUAAAAAAAACUGUUUACCACAACCAGAAUAAUGAUUAGGUCUGAUUACUUUUAUUAAUUAAAACUUUACCACAUAGGUUAUAGUAAAAAAAAAUAGAAUGGCCCUAAAUCAAUAUUCUUGGAAUAUAUCAAAAUGUUAUAUUCUAAACCAUAUUUUUGGUAGUCACUUUUUAUAGAAUUCUAUUCACAUUAGAGAUGCAGUAGUUUAGCUCAGAUAGCCACAUGGUAUAGUUUUACCAUUUUAAAAACAUCCAGCCAAUUUGGUGAUUCUAAAUCCCUUUUUAUAGCUGAAUGAAAGUGAGAAUAAUUUUGAAAUGCACUUGAUCAUAUGGUUAAAGUUCUAAGGUUCUGUUUGUAAAUAUCACCAACAUUCAACAUGUAAGUUUCCUUGGAGAGUGUUGUGUGUCAUCACAGGCUGUUUAUAAUAAGUAGAUUGUCUCUGAUGUUGUACUUUAGGUGAUACUUAGAAAUCAGAUCCAGGAUUUUAUAAAGAAAGCCCUUAUUAUGUGAUCAGAUCUUCUUGUCUUCCAUAGGCUAUACCUGUCAACUGCAGCAACAUUGACAGGAUAUUGUUAAGGAUUUUCAACAUAAGAGUACCUACCAUAUUAACUGAGGAACAGCCUUAGGCCCACACUUAGGACACACACACAAGUUCAAACAUAUUCUCAUGGUGUAGCACUGCUAAAAUACUUGGACAUAUUUUGGUGUAUGUAUUGUGUGCUCUCUGCCAGAUAUUUAGGGCAAUAUUGUCACAGAAGAUGGUAUGUAUCAUAUUCUGCUUGCACAAACAACUUGGAACUGCAACACCAGAAGUGUUUAUGAAAUUGAAGCGUGAUUUUUAGAAUGUAAUUGCCACAAGUGUGCCUCCUUAGUAUGGCUCUUCAUGUUUAAUAUUUAGCCUGCAGAGAUAACCUUUUUUUGUAUGUGACUGUAGGUCUGUACUCCUAUAAGAAUCCAUUCCAUGUAAAGCAGAUGGUUUUCCUUAAAAAAUAUAUAGGUAUGUUGGAUGAUAUAUGUACUAUGAUGAAGUUAUUUAAAUCUGUAAUAUACUAAUUUAUUUGAAAAUGUUUGUAAAUUGCUUUGGUAAAUUUUAAAUUGACAAUAAUAAGUGUUUAAAGCUGUAAAGAAUAUUUUAUUUCUACUGUGGUAUUCAAGCAUUCCCUUCUUCCACAUCAACAGGUGCCUGGUCCAGUGUUGCUGUUAUUCCACACAUUGUCUCUGGUUGAUUUUGAUUUUUAGAACAUGUAACUAAUAUUGCUGUAACUAAUAUUAAAUUCAGGGAAAUUAAUAAUUAAAUGGAUUGUGAACACGGGUGAAGAGCUAUGGAAGAAAUGGCUGUUAAGAUUCAAUGUCACGAAAUGAAAAAUGUACCUUGAGGUCGUACCAACAGUAAGGAGGCAUAAUACAUUUCCCAAUGUGUUGAGGAAACAUCAUCAACAGAGACCAAAUGUGAAAACUGCUUGAGUGUGUACUGUGUAAGUUGACAACAAAGUUCUCAAACCAUUGUGAGAAGAGUAAGGUGAAUCAAGCAACUAAGUUCGUAGGUCUUAUAAGGUCAUUCACAUACGUAGACGAUCCGUCCCUUGUAACGCUCUUCAAAAGUGAGGUGCCUCUUUGUUUGGAGCUCAGCCUCACCCACUCUGAGUACUACUGGGUGGCAAGUCAGCCAGGCGACUCGCUAUACAAUUACGUGCCAUCUCCAUGGAUAUUAUUCCUUGUUAUAUCCCUUGUUUAAGAUAUUUUUUGUUUCAGUUCGCUCGGCAAUCUGUUUUUUUAGGAACACAUCCCGAUUGCCAAACAGCGCAUCCCUGUAUUUACUUACUUUCUAUAUUUGCAAAAUUUUAAACAGUUUCACUUACAAUUUUCAAUUUUCUUGUUACUUAGUGUGGUUUUCUCCCAAAAUAUACUUACCAGUCCAAAAUUCAAAGUACAGGAAAGCCUCCGAUAAUGACGGUUCUACUAAUGACGAUUCAUAUUUAAGACCCUGGUUAAUUUAGGACCCAAUUCAAUUUACA